AUGGUGCUUGAGCUUCAUGUAUGGGGCCCAGCCUUUGGGCUCCCCUCAAUAGAGCCCGAAUGCAUAGCGACGGUUGCCUACUGCCAGCGCGUUAUUCCCAAGGGAGACUGGACACUCGUUGCAGAGCACAACCCCACGGUUGGCGCCACUGCAGAGAGCUUGCCGAUCCUUUUUGAUGACGAUGUCGCGACCGCGUCCGGCUUCGAGGAUAUCGUCGCAUACCUACGUAAUCACCCUGCAGUUACCGAUGACCUCGAUGUCAACCUAUCCAACAGACAGCGGACCGACAGGACUGCUUUCAUAACGUUCCUCCAAUCUACAGCGACGCCUCUGAUCGACCUAUCCCUCUACGUCUCUGCCGAAAACUACAACACCGCGACCUCGUCCGCCUAUACUGCAAUUCUGCCAUGGUAUGCCAACUACACCGUCCCUCCGAAACGACGAGACCUUGCGAGGGCCCGGACGGCGCAUAUGGGAUUGAGUAGCUUGGAUGUGGACACUACCACGGAGGAAGGCUUUGCGCCGGGUCGGGGAACUGCUUCGUCAGAAUAUGAGGCCGCAAAACGGGCAGCUGGCAUACCGACCGAAAGUCAACCCAACGCCAUGAGCAUGGGGCGUGGAAAGGGUCUGGGCGGUCUCCUAGGUGGCCAAGUGUAUGCUGCGCGUUUUAGACUGGAUGCUCUGUCGGGUGAGCUCCUAGAUCCCUUAUCAGAUCUAUUGGGGAAACACGACUAUCUCUUCCAUGGAGAGCAACCUUCUAGUUUCGAUUGCCUUGCCUUUGGGUAUCUGUCCUUGCUGUACUACCCAACAGUGCCUCAAGCUUGGCUCCGGGAGACUAUCCAGACCAAGUACCCACGCAUCGGAGAAUACAUUCGCAGGUUGCGCAAGGAGUUUUUCAACACCGACAAGGUCGACCCUGUAGACGUCUGGUCUGUUUCUACUGGCGCGAAGAAAUCCCUAAGAAGUACCUCUCUACCAUGGACAACAAGAUCAGAGACUCUCGCCUCCAGUACGCUAGCCAGUGCGAAGGAGAUCUUGGGCAACAUGCCCGGGCUGUCUGCCUUGUCCCGACGGCAUAACGUCGUUGUCUCAGAGCCGCCGCUAGUGUCAAAGCGCGUCAGAUCUGAGCUCCCGUCUCCGUUGUUCGUCAACACCCUCCUAGGUUCUCGCGCGCCUACGGCGUCGCAGAUUCAGAGCCCCCCGCCCCCUUCGUCGUCGACCAAGAGCGGACGCUUCUUUGGCAAGGCCAACAUCGGCCACACCUUCCGCCACAAGUCCGCCGGUGCCUUCGGACCCGACCUUGCGAAGAAGCUGUCACAACUUGUCAAGAUGGAGAAGAACGUCAUGCGCAGCAUGGAGCUUGUUUCCAGGGAGCGCAUGGAGGUCGCACAACAACUCUCCAUUUGGGGCGAGGCUUGCGACGACGACGUCUCUGACGUCACUGACAAGCUCGGUGUCCUCAUCUACGAGAUCGGUGAGCUCGAGGACCAGUACGUCGACCGUUACGACCAAUACCGUGUCACCAUCAAGAGCAUCCGCAACAUUGAGGCUUCCGUUCAGCCCAGCCGUGACCGCAAGCAGAAGAUUACCGACCAGAUUGCUCAGUUGAAGUACAAGGAGCCCAACUCUCCCAAGAUCGUUGUCCUCGAGCAGGAGCUUGUACGCGCUGAGGCCGAGUCACUUGUCGCAGAGGCCCAACUUUCCAACAUCACCCGUGAGAAGCUCAAGGCAGCUUUCACGUACCAAUUCGAUGCCAUGCGCGAGCACUGCGAGAAGCUGGCCAUCAUUGCCGGCUACGGAAAGCACCUGCUCGAGCUUGUCGACGACACCCCCGUCACUCCCGGAGAGACCCGUCAAGCUUACGAUGGCUACGAGGCUAGCAAGGCCAUCAUCCAAGACUGCGAGGAUGCCCUUACCAACUGGGUGUCUCAGAACGCCUCUGUCUCCUCCAAGCUCUCCCAGCGUUCGCGCACCCUUUCUCAGCGUCGUCGCAACCAGAACCGCAACAUGGGCGAGGGUGUUGACCUCUCUGGCCAAGACCAGGCCCUUGACAGGGAGUCUGGCUUGUGGAUCCCUGCCGAGCAGCACCAGGGUAACGGCUACGAGGGUGAAGAUCUUGACGACGAUGUUACUUCCACGAUCGCUAGUGAGCACCAGCGUGGUCGGGAGGACGAGAGGGUUGUUGCUGCUUAG
Messenger RNA from Alternaria rosae, 2193 nucleotides. Its product is annotated as Eisosome component PIL1-domain-containing protein. Gene Ontology annotation, cellular component: eisosome filament; plasma membrane; SAM complex. Bases 1 to 2193 code for a protein of 730 amino acids. Gene Ontology annotation, biological process: endocytosis; negative regulation of protein kinase activity; eisosome assembly. NCBI's taxonomy places the organism in Eukaryota, Fungi, Ascomycota, Dothideomycetes, Pleosporales, Pleosporaceae. Gene Ontology annotation, molecular function: lipid binding. The record is from RefSeq and is a predicted model, not a curated record. The transcript is spliced from 8 exons.